UGUGACCCUGAGCGACUGUGUCAGGCUGUAGCAGUCGUUAGUCCCAGACUUGCACACACCGGGCUCCUCACGCCGAGGCUCGGGCCCGCCAUGACCGCCUGGGCCCCCACCGUGGACGCCAAGUACGGAGUGGCUGUGUGGAAUUUUGUGGCUACAAACGAGAAUCACCUCUCUCUUCUGAUCGGAGACACAGUACACAUCCAGCACGCCUGUGAAGGUUGGUUCAGAGGCUAUUCCCUGAGAAACAAAUCAGUCAAGGGCAUAUUUCCGGCAUCAGUCAUCCAUGUCAAACAUGCAGCUGUUGAGAUCAGAGGGAACCAGGAGACCAUUGUCUCUUUGGAGAUGCCUCUGGUCCAGGAGAUUACAACCACCUUGCGGGAAUGGUUCAACAUCUGGAAACAGCUGUACGCGAGUGGACAGACUGAGAAGUUUCGGCAGGUGACCUCGAUGAUGUAUGACCUGAUGGAGAGAAGAUCUCAGCUGCUGUCGGGAACCCUGCCACACGAUGAGCUCAAAGAUCUUAAGCAGGAGGUCACCAUGAAGAUAGACUUUGGCAACAAGAUGCUGGAGCUUUGCCUUGUGGUGAGAGAUGAGAACGGAAACAUUCUGGACCCGGACAAGACCAGCGUCAUCAGCCUAUUUGAAGCUCACAGAAAAGCCACACACGACAUCACUGAACUCAUACGGGAAGAGACGUUUCAGAAUCAGAGUGAAUACAGUAGGCUUUCCCGCCUGGCCUCCGCUCCCACCCACAGCCUCUUCAUCUGGGUCCGUAACUUUGUGUGUAAGAUCGGCGAGGAGGCCGAGCUCUUCAUGGCCCUGUACGACCAACAUGAGCAGAAGAUCAUCAGUGAGAACUACCUAUUUCGUUGGGCGAGUACAGGACUGCCCAAGGAGAUUGAUAUGUUGCACAACCUCAAGGUAGUCUUCACAGAUUUAGGAAACAAGGACUUGAACCGGGAGAAGAUAUGUUUGGUGUGUCAGAUUGUCCGUGUCGGACGGAUGGACCUGAAAGAAGCCAACGUGAAGAAGUUGACUCAGGGACUGAGAAGACCUUUGGGGGUAUCAGCCAUGGACAUUACGGAUAUAUUGAAGGGCAAAGCAGAAAGUGAUGAAGACAAGCAUCAUUUCAUUCCGUUUCAACAAGUGGCGGCAGAGAACGACUUCCUGCACAGUUUAAUCCACAAAGCGAUCGCGGCGAAGGAGGUCCAUCACAAGGGACAAGGUCUUUGGGUCUCCAUGAAACUCCUGUCAGGGGAUCUGAAACAGAUCCGGAAGGACCAUCCACACUUGGUGGACAGGAACACGGUUGUGGCGAGAAAGAUGGGAUUUCCCGAGAUCAUCAUGCCAGGUGACGUGCGGAACGACAUCUACGUGACUCUGGUGCAGGGUGAGUUCGACAAACAGAACAAGACCACGCAGAAGAACGUCGAGGUGACCAUGUGCGUGUGUGACGAGUAUGGAAGUGUCAUCCCGAACGCAAUUUGUCAAGGAGCUGGGGAUAGACCUGUCACUCGGUACCAAUCGGUUGUAUAUUACCAACUGAGGCAACAGCGCUGGAUGGAGACUGUCAAGGUUGCUAUUCCCAUUGAAGAUGUCCACAAGACUCACCUCAGGUUCACUUUUAAGCACAGGUCAUCUGGUGACUCCAAAGAUAAGAGCGAGAAAAUAUUUGCCAUGGCGUACGUGAAGUUAAUGAAACUAGACGGGACCACGCUACGAGACGGGGAGCACGAUCUGAUCUUAUACAAGGGCGACAGUAGGAAGCUCGAAGAUCCUAACAUUUACCUGAACCAAAUAUGCAGUCGGCAGUCGGACCACAAGUUGAGUCUGAGCGCCUCGUUCCGAAGCAGUAGCGGAAGUCACCUUGUCUGCUCCAGGGACAGUUUCCAGAUCUCCACCCUCGUCUGCUCCACCAAACUCACCCAGAAUGUGGACCUCCUGGGGCUGCUGAAGUGGCGAUCGAACGUGGGCUUCCUGAAUGAGAACCUGCGGAAACUGAUGAAGGUGGACGGAGGCGAGAUUGUCAAGUUCCUCCAAGACACUUUGGAUGCUAUGUUCAGUAUAAUGAUGGAGUUUUCCGAUAUCGACACUUAUGAUAAAUUGGUCUUCGAUGCUCUGAUCUUUGUGAUCGGGCUGAUAGCGGACAGGAAAUUCCAGCACUUCAAUGCUGUCCUGGAAGCUUACAUCAAGCAGCAUUUCAGCGCCACCUUGGCUUAUAAGAAGCUGCUGAGUGUGCUGACCGGAUAUGUGCACACGGCGAGCCAGGGACUGGAGUGUGAACCACUGAAAAGAGUCUUCAAAGUUCUCGAAUAUGUCUUCAAGUUUAUCGUGCGUUCCAGAUGCCUCUUCUCCCAGUUGUACGAGGGGAAGGAGAAGGCUGAGUUUGAGGCUUCCCUGCAGAGACUCUUUGAGAUGUUCAAUGCUUUGAUGAAAUCACGGCUGGAAAAUAACAUGUUGGUGAUGCAGGGGGCUUCCCUGAAAUACCUGCCGAGUAUAUUACAAGACGUUAUGACUCUGUUUGAUCCUGUGAUCCUGAGCCAUUUGCUGCGUGAUUUCAUCAUGAACGUGGCCCCAGAACGUCUGGUCAAACACAAAUUACAGUCAAUGAUGGGAAUCGUCAACACGAAACUCUUUGAGAGAGAAGAGUGCCGUGCCAUCCUGCUGCCCAUGAUGACGACAAUGCUGAAGGAGUUGAUCGAGCGUAGCGAGGAGGAGCAGGACAGCAUCGAGCUGCUCAGUAACCUGUUGGAGGUUCUUUACCGGCCCAACGUGGGCAACACAUACGAGAACAUCCAGGAUAUAAUGGACAAGCUGCUUCGCACAGUCAACCGGAUGGUUAUCAUCCUCGGGAGAGACCACCAGCUAAUCAGCUCCUACGUGGCCUGUAUGACAGCCAUCCUCAGCCAGAUGGACCACUCCCAUUACAGCAACUAUAUCAACUCCUUCCAGACACGACAAGACCUCAUGGACUUCCUGAUGGAGACCUUCAUCAUGUUUAAGGAUCUGAUCGGGAAGAAUGUGUACCCUGUGGACUGGCUGGUGAUGAGCAUGGUGCAGAACAGGGUAUUCCUGCGGGCGAUCAAUCAGUAUGCAGAGACUCUGAAUAAAAUGUUCCUCAAUAGUUCAAGCUUUGAGCUUCAGCUCUGGAACAACUACUUCCACCUGGCCGUGGCCUUCCUCACACAGGACACACUUCAGCUGGAGAAUUUCUCAAAUGCCAAACGCACGGCCAUUUUGUUCAAAUACGGUGACAUCAGAGGAACAGUUGCGGCAUCAAUCCGUGACAUGUGGUACAAUCUGGGUCAGAACAAGUUCCGCUUCAUCCCGUCACUGGUGGGGCCCAUCCUGGAGAUGACACUGGUCCCUGAGACAGAGCUCCGCAAGUCCACCAUACCCAUUUUCUUUGACAUGAUGCAGUGCGAGUUCCAGUUCCAGGGAAACUUCAGAAUGUUUGAAGAUGAAAUUAUUAAACGAUUGGACCACGAAGUGGAAGGAGGUAGAGGAGAUGAACAGUACAAGAUGCUCUUUGAAAAGAUCAUCCUGGAGCACUGUAGAAAAUACACGACCCUGGCAAAGCUAGGGGAAAGCUUUGUCGCCCUGGUAACAGGCCUACUGGAGAGGCUGCUGGACUACAGAAAUGUAAUGAAUGAUGAGAAGCAGGCCUACAACAUGAGCUGCACUGUCAACUUACUGAAUUUCUACAAAGAGAUAGACCGCGAGGAGAUGUACAUUCGCUACCUCUACAAACUCCGAGACUUGCACCUGAGCUCCGAGAAUUAUACGGAAGCGGCCUACACUCUCCUCCUGCACGCCAAGUUACUGAAGUGGGCAGAUGCUCAGUUUAGCACCACCAUGCAGGACAUGCAGAACUCGCAGACACAGAGGCAUCAGAAGGAGACUCUCUACAACACUAUCAUUGACUAUUUCGACAAAGGCAAGAUGUGGGAAGAAGCCAUUCACCUCUGCAAGGAGCUGUCCGUGCAGUACGAGACAGAGAUCUUUCACUACGAGCUCCUGAGCCAGACCCUGCAACGACAAGCCAAGUUUUAUGAAAAUAUCAUGAAAGUGCUGAGGCUGACCCCCGAGUUCUUUGCUGUGGGCUACUACGGACAGGGAUUCCCAACCUUCCUCAGGAACAAGGUUUUCAUUUACCGAGGCAAAGAGUACGAGAGGCGCGAGGACUUCGAGUUGCAGCUCAUGAUGCAGUUCCCGAACGCUGAGAAAAUGAAAACAACAUCGCCUCCGGGGGUGGAUCUCAGGAGUGGCCCAGGACAAUUCAUUCAGUGCUUCACCGUCCAGCCCGUCCAGGAGGAACCGAGCAAAUUCCACAACAAAAAUGUUCCAGAACAGAUUGUCAACUUUUUCAAAGCCAACAAUGUGGUGAAGUUCAGUUACUCUCGGCCGGUGAGGAAAGGAGAGAAAGACCCAGAGAACGAGUUUGCUUCGAUGUGGAUCGAAAGGAUAACUUUUGUCACGGGGUACAAGCUGCCAGGUAUCCUGCGCUGGUUCGAGGCUGUCCACAUGUCCAUGUGUGAAAUCAGCCCCCUGGAGAAUGCCAUUGAGACGAUGCAAAAAACAAACAACAAGAUACUCGCGAUGAUAAACCAGCACCACACCGAUCCUAGCCUCUCCAUCAACCCUCUCUCCAUGCUGCUCAAUGGUAUUGUGGACCCCGCUGUGAUGGGGGGCUUUGCAAAGUACGAGACGGCGUUCUUCACCGAGGCCUACAUGAGCACACACCCAAAGGACAUGGACAACAUCACCAAGCUGAAGGAUCUGAUAGCAUGGCAGCUUCCUCUGCUGGCCGAGGGCAUCAGGAUCCAUGGAAAGAAAGUUCCGGAAACUCUCCGUCCCUUCCAUGAACGAAUGGAGGAAUGCUUCGCUCAGCUCCGGGUUAAGGUGGAAAGUCAGUACGGGGUGCGGGACUUGAUGAUUUUUGAAGAGCAACGAGGAGGGGGAGGAAGGCCUCGCUCCAUGGUCCGAUCAUUCCGCCCGCUCUCCAUCAUCUCGUCCAGCUCGCUCAGCUCCACCAGCUCUGACAAAGAGACCCCUCGAGGCACAGAGGCCAGCCUGGAGCCCCCACUGCCCAAGAAGACCUCACUGCGCUCCCAGGACAAGCUUGGGGACGGGACACCUAGAGACACCGAAGAUAAGAAGACGGCGAAGAAGAGCAACCGGACCAGCGGGCUGUUCGGCCUAAAGAAGUCAUCAGUCUCAAUCCCUUCCCCAGAGGAGCCAUCCAAGCCCUCGGCAAUUGGGAGUGAUGCUGACCUAGCGGAGGACAAUACGGAACAAUCCUCCAGGGACCAGGGCUCAGGUCAGCCAGCCACUGUGAUAAACGGGUUCGGUGGUCAGAUCCGGAGCUCCCGGCCCCCUCCUCUGCCCAAGAAGAUCAGCCCCAUCCUGUACGAGAGCUUCAGCCAGGAGCAGGCGGAUUCCUUGAGCCCGCUCGGAAGACAGGGCUCUGGGAGACGCUCAUCACUGAGCACGGUGGCCAGCCAGGGGGCCCCAGAGGCCACCAAGGGCCGGAAGUCAUCCCCUCCUCGUCCACCGCCAAAGAACAAGAGACAGACACAGCCCCCACAGAGCUGACUGCCCCCCCUCACCACCAGCAACAACACCGUGGGACAGUGAACAGGACGGCAGCCAGGCACUGGGUGUGAUGUCGCAUUGCCUGGCGAUGUGGCAUUGCC
Callorhinchus milii (elephant shark) is the source of this 5696-nucleotide messenger RNA. Its product is annotated as dedicator of cytokinesis protein 2. The transcript has 52 exons. Gene Ontology annotation, molecular function: small GTPase binding; guanyl-nucleotide exchange factor activity. Lineage: Eukaryota; Metazoa; Chordata; Chondrichthyes; Chimaeriformes; Callorhinchidae. Gene Ontology annotation, biological process: cell migration; small GTPase-mediated signal transduction. Bases 91 to 5595 code for a protein of 1834 amino acids. The record is from RefSeq and is a predicted model, not a curated record. Gene Ontology annotation, cellular component: plasma membrane; cytoplasm.